Triticum aestivum (bread wheat) is the source of this 2568-nucleotide messenger RNA. RefSeq names its product disease resistance protein RPM1. The record is from RefSeq and is a predicted model, not a curated record. Gene Ontology annotation, molecular function: ADP binding. The transcript is spliced from 4 exons. Lineage: Eukaryota; Viridiplantae; Streptophyta; Magnoliopsida; Poales; Poaceae. Bases 1 to 2568 code for a protein of 855 amino acids. Gene Ontology annotation, biological process: defense response to other organism.
AUGGCGGAGAUUGUUAUUCUUCUAGCCAUUAAAAAGAUUGGAAUUGCCUUGGCAAAAGGAGCGGCAGACCAAGCUAGCAUGCAGUUUGCGAAGUAUGGGGCACAACUACUAGAGCUAAAGGGCAGCAUGCGUUGUGUUGCCAGGGAGCUUCGCGUAAUGCAUGAUGUUCUAUGUGAAAUGGACAUUCGAAACCGCAACAAUCAAGUAUACAAGGGUUGGUUGGAGGAGGUACGGAAAGUAGCACAUGUGAUGGAGGACAUGGUGAAUGAGUACUUAUAUCUAGUUGGUCCGGAACAUGAUAUAGGUUGUUGUUUUUUCCUAAAGAAAGGAUUCAAAAAGCCAAUAUCUCUACUUUCUUUGAACCGGAUAGCUUUCAAGGUGAAGGAAGUAGAGAAAGAACUUUCACACUUGUCAGAGACAAAAAAUCGCUGGGUUCCAAUGAUAAACAACGGGGAUACUAGCAACUCAAAUUACAUUGUCAAGAGAUCCCAAGAGCUAGCAAACAUUUCACGCUCCCUUGAUGAAGAAGAUUUAGUGGGGGUGGAUAAAAACAGAGAAAAACUCGAGCAAUGGUUAGCAGGUGAUGAUCUGGAAUGCUCUGUGAUAGCUCUGCUCGGAAUGGGAGGUCUUGGUAAAACUGCUUUAGCUGCUAAUGUGUACAAGAAGGUGAGGGAGAAAUUCCAAUGCCACGCCUGGGUUUCUGUCUCUCAAACUUAUUCUAGAGAAGAUGUCUUGAGGAAUAUAAGCAAGGUACUUUUCAAAGAUAAUGUCACUGUUCUAUCUAAAACUACAGCUAUGGACAUCACAUGCCUUGAAGAGAUGGUGAAGAGUUUUCUUGAGCAGCACAAGUAUUUGAUUAUUUUCGAUGAUGUUUGGACUCCGGAAACAUUUGAUGAUUUGUCUGGGACGCUUAUUCAUAAUGAUAAGGGUAGUAGACUGAUAAUCACAACAAGGGAAGGUGAUGUUGCUGCACUUGCCUCUCAAGGACAUAUCUUAAGACUGGAAGCUUUACCAGAAGAGAAGGCAUGGGAUCUUUUUUGUAAGAAAGCCUUUCCAAGGAAUGCAAAUCAUGAAUGUCCUACAAAAUUGAAGCCAUUGUCCGAGGAAAUAACUAGCAAGUGCAAAGGCUUGCCUCUUGCUAUUGUUCUAUUUCCGGAAGACUAUCUUUUACAUAGGAAACAACUUGUGCGGUUAUGGACAGCAGAGGGGUUCAUCGAGGAGAGGGGUGAAAGCACAUUAGAGGAAGUGGCAGAAGGAUAUCUAAAGGAAUUGAUUGACAGAAACAUGCUACAACUUAUUGAAAGGAAUCACUUUGGUAGGAUGAAGAAAUUCAGAAUGCAUGAUCUCUUACGUGAGCUAGCAGUUGAUUUGUGCAAGAAGAAUUGUAUUGGUGUUACUUAUGACGAUGAAUGUGGGGGGUCUCUUGAGAUGAAUGGACGACGACUGGUACUCCACAAACAUCAGCAAAUUUCUGGUCUACACCAACUUCGUACAGUCAUUACACUAUGCAAUCGGAUGCCAUCAACCACUAUACCUUUGCUAUGUAAGGAGUCAAGAUAUUUAACAGUGCUAGAAUUAAGUGGUCUACCCAUCAAGAAGAUUCCAGAUGCAAUUGGAGAUCUUUUUAAUCUCCGCCAUUUGGGUUUGCGUAAUUCAAAAGUGAAGAUGCUCCCAAAGUCUGUUCAGAAGCUUUCAAAUUUGUUGACACUGGACCUUUAUGGAUCUGAUAUAUAUGAGUUGCCUAGUGGGAUUGUGAAGCUGAAGAAGCUCAGGCACUUAUUUGUUGAGAGAGUAAUAGAUCCGACUUGGAGAGAGCUUACAUGUCGCGGUGGUGUAUGUAUCCCCAAUGGUCUUGGAAACCUAACAAAUCUGCAGACAUUGCAAGCAUUGGAAGCACAAGAAGAGUCUCUUAGGCAUUUAGGGGAGCUGAGGCAAAUGAGAAGCUUGAGGUUAUGGAAUGUGAAGGGAAUUUACUGUGGGCUUAUCAGCGAAUCUCUAGUUCAGAUGCAGUAUUUGUCCUACCUAAGUGUGAAUGCAAGUGACGAGAAUGAGGUUCUAUUGUUGAAUGUCUGUCUGCCAAGCCUGCAAAAGCUAGUUUUGAGAGGACGACUAGCGGAAGGGGCCUUGGAUGAGUCUCCUCUCUUCCAAGCUGUUGGGGGGCAGAACUUGUAUUCAUUGUCUCUAUACUGGUCACAGCUGAGAGAAGACCCCCUUCCAUCCCUUUCUCAGUUGUCAAAUUUGACGCGUCUAUGUUUCACCAGAGCAUACAACGGGGAGCAGCUGACAUUUCUCACGGGGUGGUUCCCGAAGCUAAAGGUUCUCUGGCUAAGAGACCUGCCUAAUCUGAAUCGGCUAAAGAUACAAGAAGGUUCCAUGACGAGCCUCGAAAGAUUAUUCUUAGGCAACCUCAGCAGCAUGAGGGAGGUCCCAGCUGGCAUUGAGUUCCUCAUGCCCCUCAAGUUCCACCUUCAUUCGCCCACGCAGUUCUUCACUUCAGUUGCCACUGCCUGCAUACUACUUAUUUCUUUGCAUUACCUGUUUGAACUUCUACUCGCGUUCACGUCGUGA